UCAAGUACAGAACCCAGAAUAGACACGGCCAACCCCCAGAUCGUCACUGUUCAGCAGUCAUGUACUCUGCUCAUGGAGGUGUGGAAGCCCAAUUCCAAGAGACGGGUCCGCGGGCAAGCACAUGGUCUUGACCAUGGCUUCCGUCCAUGCUUUCAGCUCGGGCUCGGACACUGGACCCUUAGCGAUGGAUGGCAAAACGCCACUGUGUGACCUCGUCUAUGUCGAGGUGGUUGACAAUUGAGCAGAUUACUCUGGGAUCUCAGCGAGGAUUCAUUUGACAAACCUUAUCUCCUGCGCCACCAUACUCGGUACUCCUAAAAGAAAGGGUGCAAGAGCACUCUCCUAACCAAGAAGGAAGGAGAAGGAUGAGCAGCGAGCUCCCGCAUCAGCGGCGUACACGUACCCUCUCCAUCCCUCGUCCCCAUCCGGUUCUUGUUUUCUAUCUGCCCCGACAUGAUCAGAUUCUACAACGCCUCGCAGGUGGCGCCCAAGACGGGAUGUGGCAAUGGGAUGAUCUCACAUGUGCUGGUGGCCUGCCACCCACUACUCCGCACUUUUGAUGCAGGUUGCUGCAUCGCAAUAUCUAGGGGUCAAUCAACCGAAUCUUGCUCAGGCUCGGGGAGCCGUCACUGCCCUCGUGUUUGCUCUGUUCCUUCCCCUGGGCAGGGAGUUUCUUGCUGGUUUCGUCCUCGGACUAUUUGCACCUUCCGAAAUGUGAGAAUCCCGAUAUGCGGACGAAACAUUGUAAGUCGGACCCUUUUGUCGACAAUCGCACAUGGUUCCGCGAACGGCUUCGAGUUUUCUGCUGGAGUGGUCAGGCCUCUGCUAUCGGAAAACCAGGAGGCGGUCUGGCCACCAGAACCGCGAGCUGGGCUCGUCUCCGAGUCUCGUCUCUAUUGUUCGGUCCAAUGUCCACCAGUCCAGGCUCCUGGCUCGCUAUUCAGAGUUUGUGAACAGAAGUCAAGGUGGACCCACACUUCAUAUCGAAGAUCAAGGGUAGUCGCCUCGGCACUCUGUACGGAGUACCUCACAAAAGUAGCCACUCAACGCCAUCCAUCGUCUCAGGAUUGGACGGAGACCACGAGACAUGACCCCCAAGAGAAACGCGUCACUGUGCGACCUUGGUGGCAGAGUGGCGAUGUUAUGUCUGUUGGCUUGACAGAGACAAAAUCGUCGCCCAUUUGCCAAUACGGGGUGAGAUUUGGGUUACGGGGGGACAACAAGUCUCCGUAAUUGACCGCUGCACAGGUGGCGCCCAUUGCAUAAAGCUGCAGAAUCGAGGCAGAAACGAGUUGCGACAAAGGCCAAAAUUCCAAAAUUACCAUUGGUGCUCAUUCCAUGCACGCUUUUGAUCUAAUCUGGUAGCUUCGCAAUUCCACGUGCAGUCCUGCCACCCCGUUACGCUUUCGGCGACGCUCUCUCCCUCCGCUA
This is a messenger RNA of Westerdykella ornata, 1431 nucleotides long. RefSeq lists its product as uncharacterized. The coding region runs from base 454 to 1233 and encodes 259 amino acids. NCBI's taxonomy places the organism in Eukaryota, Fungi, Ascomycota, Dothideomycetes, Pleosporales, Sporormiaceae. The transcript has 2 exons. The record is from RefSeq and is a predicted model, not a curated record.